AAACAUGCAAAAAAAUCAGAUUCUGUUAAACUGUCUCCACCCACUCUUCUAAAUAAUAAUCAAGUAAAUAUUAAUUUUAAAGAAAAUGAAGAAUUUGAUAGUGGUGAGCCUGAGGAAUCUGGCGAAAUUAAACCAAGACCUGAAGAAUAUGAGAAUCUUAUCACAAAUAAAGACCUUGAUGAAAUACCUGAUUCUGAUUUUUUACAAGAAAAAUUUGGUGAAUUCUUAGAUAUAUGGGUAGAGAUAUCUGCAAAUAAGAUUGAAGAAUCUAUUGAUGCUAAUGAAAAAAAAAAAGAAAAUGAAAUACUUUCUUCUGCUAUUCAAGAUAUCACCCAUCUAGCAAUAGAUUACUCUGCUAAAUGGGAUCUAAGAUCCCUUUUCAACAAACUACAAUUACCUUAA
Molecule: messenger RNA, 402 nt
Organism: Racocetra persica
Lineage: Eukaryota; Fungi; Glomeromycota; Glomeromycetes; Diversisporales; Gigasporaceae
Source: the annotation of a GenBank genome assembly